AUGAGAAGAGGACAAUUAUUAGAAACAGGAAAACCAGAUGAACUGAUGCAGAGCCAUGAACAACAGACAUUAGAAGGUGUAUUUUUGGAACUUAGUGAAGAACGUGAUUUCUGUGAUAUUCAUCAGUAUUCUCAUGAGACUAAGAAGCUAUCAGUACCUGGUGUGAAGAGCAUAUCGUUAUUUUGUUUAUGUGUGGGACGAAAAUUAACCGGUUUACCAAUAGCAUUUGUCACACGAGAAUAUGAUCGACCAGGAACAGCCACAGAAAUAAUUUUAACAAAAAUUGAUCGAAUAAUCUUCAAUAUUAUUGAGUAUGACUCAUUAAUGGAUGCACAACAUUCACUAGACAUUGGACGAACAUCUGGCAUUAUCGAUAUUGGAGGAAAUUUCACCAAAGAAUUAUAUCAUAAGAUGACAAAUUGUUCGUAUACAGAGCCAGUUCGAUUACACGAUUCACAACUAUCCGUUUAUCUGGAUCGAACAAAUCAACAAUUUGUUUAUACAGUUGGUGAAGAAUUUAUGAAAAUCUUGAAAACUUUCGAUGUCGACUAUAAUGAUGCCCAAAUUACGCAAUCAAAUAAAACACUAAUCACCUUUCCAAACUCUUUAGAUGGCAAUGGAGACGUAGAAUUUACCUAUUUUAUGGCACCUGGCAUUAUUUUAUCCAUCAUAUUUUUCAUGACUAUGGCUGUUACAGCACUGAGUCUUGUCACCGAGAGAUGUGAAGGUACGCAAGAUCGUAUAUGGGUUACAGGUGUAAAGUCGAGUGAGAUUAUAUUUAGUCAGAUGAUUGUACAUUCUGUUGUUCUUAUUAUUCAAAUAUCAAUUGUUUUAUUCACAGCGUUAUACGUGUUUAAAAUUCCAUGCAUUGGACAUUUACUGUAUGUUGCGCUUCUAUGUUUUGCACAAGGUUUUUGUGGGAUGACAUUUGAAAUUUCGGUGAUUUAUUCCUCAUCAUGUUCAAAACUGAUCUUUUUAAAUGAUGAUAGUCACAAUUCAUCAUCUUAUUUAAUAGAAAUUCAUAAACUUAAGACAAAAAUGUAUAAAAUAAUAAUUAGUCAAAAUGAAACAUCUGAUAAUUGGUUUAUAAUGGCAGCUAUUCUUACUGACCAUUCGAAUGAUACCGAAAUAUUAGGUUCAUGGGAACCAUUGUCACCCGAUGAUGGACAACUAUUGAAUUGUGCAUCUUCAUUGUCAUCAAUCAAAGAAGCAGUGACAAAUGAAAAUUCUGAUCGAACAAAAUUAUCAUUCGUAUUCUAUUGGAUGCCACCCAUUCAAUUUGUAGGCAAUAUUCAAUUUAUCGCUUCCAUCACGUCCAAUAGCGAUUCAAAUUUAACAUUAAUUGCACGUAGUGAGCCAAUAUUCGUUGAAUACAAUACGACAAGGGAACGUUUUAAUGUAGAUGCAACAUUUUGUGAUAGCAAUCCAUGUUUAAACGGAGGUACCUGUAAUAGGGACGGUCAAUUUUCCUAUUGCCAAUGUCCCACAACAUGGAAGGGUCCUUUCUGCAAUUUGCAAUAUUAUCAUUUAUUAUUAGCUACUAACAUACCAUUUACCACCGAUUAUUAUAUUUAUACAACCGAUUCAAUUAAGUACAAAAAUUUAGCAAAUGAUUUAUUUCCAUGGCUCAAUAACUCGUUGGCGUCACUUCCAUCACCCAAAAAUUUCUCAAUUAAUUUCUUAGCUCCAAGUCCAUUCGGUUCAUAUGUGUCGAUUAGUAUGUCUGUGCCAACAACAACAGUUAUUCCAACAUCAACAAUUUCUAAUCUAAUUCAAGCAGCUCAAUCAACGUUGACAUCAGGUGGCAACCUCAUCACUAUCAACGGCGUUAAUUUACCUGUGUCCAUAGAUUCAGCACCAAUUAACACAUGUGUUUUUCCAUUUGCCUAUCAAGGUGUUGAUUAUAACUUUUGCAUUCCUAUUCAAACAGCUAAUUCUAGUCUAACAUUUGUUUGUUCAAGAACAAGAGCCAUCGACAGAGGCGGCACACAAUUAGACAGUAUUGACUGUGGAAGAAAUCUAUAUAGUUGUAAUCCUCUAGUCAAUUCUCGGGCUGUUAGUUGUGUUAAUAAUGCUACGUGUACUGGAUCAACAUGUUCGUGUUCACCGGCAAAUGCUGGAACAGUUUGUGAAUUAUAUUCUGAUCAGAGUGGUUGUGUAUUUCCAUUUCAAUUUAUUGGUGUCACUUAUACAUCAUGUGCAGUUGUUAAUAAUUUGUCCGUAUGUUUGGCAAGAAAUUCUCGUACAGAUGGUCUACUUCCCGUUACAUUACUGUCAUGUGGAAUUUCUAAUCCAUGUACAAAUAAUCCAUGUGGUAGUCGUGGUACAUGUGUUGCGACAGCAAAUGGAUUUUUUCAAUGUUCUCCUUGUUUGGCUGACUAUACGAGCUAUUUUUGUGACUUACAAUUUCGUCCAAUUCAAUUGACGCUUAACACAACAUUUACUCCAGAUUUCUUGAAUGCUAGCAGUAAUGCAUCGAUACAGUUGAAUAAUUAUAUUAAUCAAACGUUAGGUACCGCAUUCAUCAAUAUUCCUGGUGGUGUAAGACCUGAAAUUACUUACAUUAGCCAAAAUCCCGAUGGCACAACGAAUGCUCUCAUUAAUUUAAAUACAAACUAUCUCAAUUUUCAAAAUAAUUUAACAACGGCUGCACUUCAGGGAAUCAAUUCUACUAUUCUACAAGUGUCAUACACUCCGCUGCUUGUAAAUGGGAGUUUACCUUGUGCACCAUGGUAUAUCUACCAAGGUCACAAUGUGAGUGGUUGUGUAUACAAUGCACUCUUUGUCCCUAUAUGUUCUUUGACCAAUAAUUAUGACCGGGAUAAUCAAGCAACGUCUUGCUUAGAACCCAUAAAUCAAGGCAUAUGUAAUACAGUUAUAUGUACAAUUGGUAUGUGCGUGGCAACGAGCAGAAAUUUUACUUAUUGUCGAUGCCCAGCAGGUCUCGCAGGAGCUCAAUGUAAUCAACUGAUACAGUGUAGCGAUGCUGAUUGUGUAAAUAAUGGAACAUGUAUCUCUACUGGACUGUAUUAUCAAUGUCAAUGUUUACCAGGGUAUGGUGGUAUCUAUUGUCAAUAUAAUAUUACUCGAUGUAUGUUCCCAUUCAAUGAUACCCAUGGUGUCUCUCAAAAUACAUGUGUAAUGUCUCCUGAUUACUUUGGUGGCACGGUUCCAUGGUGCCAGGAUCAAAAUAGAAUUAGACAAAAUUGUACCAUUGAUUAUUGUGCACAACAUCCAUGCAUCUAUGGAACAUGUCGACCGGAUACAGCAUGGGCUAACGGAAAUCCAUUUCCCUACUUUUCGUGCAAUUGUAGUGCAGGCUUUACAGGAAGAUUGUGUACGCAUGCAUAUUUUCAAUUAAAAGUUACUUAUUUGGUUCCGAACAUUUCAAAUAUAUCAUUGAAUGCUCUCGAAUCGCCAACAACUCAAACGUAUCAAAAUUUAUCAAAAGCUUUUACAGAUCUUAUUCAUCAGCGUACCAAUUCAACUUACAAUUUUCAACCAUUAGUUUAUUUUAUCAGACAGGGAACCACACCAUUUUAUGUGUUGACAGCUGAUGUUUCAGUUCCAGCUAAUAUAAGCAUAGCCGAUGUCGAUAAUACACUUAGCCCGAUUUUAAGUAAUUUACCUCCGUCAUUUAACGCUAUUCUAGCUCCUGGUGGUUUUGAUAUCGAUAAUAUUGAACCAUUUUUAGCUGCGCCAAAUUGUACAUUACCUUACUAUGUCAAUGGUGUCUCGUAUGCCGUAUGUCAAAUGGAUCCCGAACGAAAUGCUUUUUGUUCAUAUUCAAAAAAUUAUACAAAUGAUCAAAAAAAAGACUGUUAUGCAUCGACCGACGUUAUAUUACCAAAAACAGAACCGCUUGCAUGUCAAAUUCCUUAUGCGCCAUAUGAAAAUCCAUGUAAUGAUACAGAUGGAACUGUUGUUUGUAUUGCUGGUGAUACAGGCUGGACAUGCUAUUGUCGACUAACUGGAUUAAUUGGGAAAGAUUGUGCUUCUCAAUUCGUCCAAACUCAAUAUACUGUUUAUUUACAGAAUUUUACAAACUAUACCCUUUAUCAACCGGGUACACCUGGUUAUCAAACAGUUGUCAACAGUUUAAAUCAGACAAUAUUGAACAUUAGUAAUGGAACCGUCGUCCCCACGCGUAUUGUCAUUACUCCAACUGGCCAAGUUCAAAUCACUGUUCUUGGUGAAAAUGUUACUAUUCCACAGUUCGAAAUACCGUUUUAUACACAACUAAAUCGAAAUUUAACCGCUGGCCCAUUUUUAGUAACAUUUAAUGAGACGAAUCUAAUACCUAUAACAACCGUAUUUAAUUGUACUUUCCCAUUCACAUACAAUGGUGUUGUUUAUACAACAUGUAUAACAAAAGAUUACGGAUUUCCUUGGUGUAGUCGAACUGCUAAUUUUGAUCUUGAUAAACAACUAUUGCCAUGUCGUGAUGUUGAUUGGUGUGCAUCUGGUCCUUGUCUGCAUAACGGAACGUGUACAUCGAAUACGUUAUGGGGAGGAUAUAUGUGUAAAUGUCCUGAUGGAUACAGUGGAAUUACUUGUGCUUAUCAAUCUGUGUUAACAACAAUAACGCUUCCAGGAAAUUUUUCUCAAUAUUUAAAUAUUACUCCUGUACAAUUGGCAAACAUAACUGGGCCAAUUAUAAGUCAGAUUACACAAUUAUUCAAUAAUACACCAAAUGUAACGGUCAAUAUCGAGAAUAUCAGUCCAGGACCGAAUAAUACAAUUAUUUUUAAUAUAACAAUAACGGGUCCAAAUAUAUCAAAUGUAACGAUACCAACAACUCCAAUAAAAGGUGUCAAUGGAUGUGUAUUACCGUUUAUAUACCAGAAUAGAACGCAUUAUUCUUGCGUAACAAUAGGUGACGUUCGGCCAUGGUGUUGUACAACGCCAAAUUGUGAUAUUACAUUUCAAAAACAAUAUUGUAAUACAACAGGAUUAUGCGGUUUUUGUCAGAAUUCCGGAACAUGUAUUCAAAAUUCUCUAAAUAUACAAUUUUGUAGUUGUUCAUCGGGCUAUUCUGGUCUUCUUUGUGAAACACCUAUUGAUCUAUGCGCCGCUCGUAAUACAAGUUGUCUAAAUAACGGAACAUGUAUAAUAAACAAUACAAAUGCGUAUUGUAAUUGUACCGACCAAUUCAACGGUACAAGAUGUGAAAUAUAUAAGCCCUGUUUAUCAUCACCAUGCAUUAACAACGGUACAUGUAUGUAUGCUAACGGGUCAUUGAUGUGUGCAUGUCAAAAUUCAUGUUAUAAUGGACCUCUGUGUAAUAAUAUCGACUACUGUUGUUUGAAUGUUUGUGGUGCUCAUGGUGUAUGUUUAAAUUUUGGAAUCAAUUCUUAUCUCUGUGUUUGUCAAUCUGGUUAUGAUGGCCAAAACUGCACACACUUAAAUCCAUGUUCGAUAAAUCCAUGUACUAAUGGCGGAAAUUGUACAGCACUCACGAACGGUACUUACAAUUGUAGUUGUCCGGUGAACUAUUUUGGACAAAAUUGUACACAAACAAUCUGUGAUUCAGGACCAUGUCUCAAUGGCGGUGCCUGUGGACUACGUCAAAAUGGCAUUAAUGGUUUUAUAUGUUCAUGUCCACCCAUGUAUGCUGGUCAAUACUGUGAAAUCAUAAAUCCUUGUCUACUAUCAUCACCUUGCCAAAAUAAUGGUACUUGUGUUUUUUCCAACGGAUCAACGAGCUAUUGUAUCUGUCCACCAGGCUUCGACAAUCCCAACUGUUCUCAACCAAUAAAUCCGUGUGCUUCUUCACCAUGUCUACAUGGCAGUACCUGUAGUCCAUCACCAACGAACAAUUCAUUUGUUUGUAUGUGUCCUACGGGUUUCGCUGAUCCGUUAUGUGCCACGUUCGUUAACCCUUGUCUCAGUGGACCUUGUUUAAAUAACGGGACAUGCUAUGAACGAAUUGAUAAUGCCGCUCUUCUUUCAAGUAACACGCCGUUAAGUUAUUAUUGUGCCUGUAAUACAACAUUGUACACUGGAACUCAAUGUGAAAUACUACGACCAGCAUGUCCAGCUAAUCCAACCUUGAAUCCAUGUAGAAAUGGUGGAACGUGUCAACCGAAUGCCAAUGGGACAUAUAGUUGUUAUUGUAUACCAAAUUUAUUCACGGGGGUCAGCUGUGAAAUACCGUUAGAUCUUUGUGGUUCAAAUCCAUGUUUUCCAAACGGCCAAUGCUAUGUUAACGCACAGACAGGUGCUACAUGUGUUUGUAAUCAGUCUUAUACAGGAAUCUUAUGUCAAAAUCGAACAAACCCUUGUUUAUCAUUACCAUGUCUUAAUGGUGGUACUUGUAUAUCGUUGGCAAAUACAACUACUUUUACCUGUCAAUGUCCACCGAAUGUCACUGGUUUGUUCUGUGAUCAGCUCCCUAUACCCUGUUCAAAUAACACAUGUGGUAAUAACGGUACGUGUCUAAUGGGGGUAAACUUAACUACGAGUUUUUGUGCUUGUCCGCCACCAUACACCGGUCCACAAUGUCAACAAAUUCUUAAUCCAUGUCAAUCGCCAGUCUGUUUGCAUAAUGGAACAUGUUUGAAUGAAAUUUUCAGUAUCCGUUGUUUAUGUCUACCGCCAUGGACUGGAACAAUCUGUAAUACGUUUUUGAAUCCGUGUCAGUUAUAUCCAUGUCUCAAUGGUGGAAUGUGUGUAUUAGACGCAAAUUAUCAACCAAGAUGCAUCUGUCCAAUACAAACUAAUGGGACUUUCUGUCAAAAUGUGCUUGACCCGUGUUUAUCGACUCCAUGUUUGAAUAAUGGCUCAUGUCUGUCAACAUCUGCUCUUACAGCUUAUACGUGUACAUGUUCUCAAUUAUAUACAGGUCAACGAUGUGAAUCCAUUGCUAACCCAUGUAUUCCAAACCGUUGUAUUUUCGGCACUUGCUUUUCGCUCAUUAACGGUACAUUUUAUUGCUUAUGUAAUGCUAGUUAUACAGGACUGAUCUGUGAUCAUCCAAUUAGCGUUUGUGAUCACAAUCCAUGUGUUAACAAUGGAACGUGUACGGCAGCUGGCACUAGUUAUAACUGUACAUGCCUCCCCGGAUUUACUGGCACCUAUUGCGAUCAACAGAUCAAUUAUUGUAAUAGUCAACCGUGUAGAAAUGGUGGCACAUGCUAUCAAUUACAAAAUCAAUUUUUCUGUGCUUGUGAUGCAUCACAUACCGGUACAGUAUGUGACAUUACACUAUCACCGUGCUUGAGUAAUCCGUGUUUCAAUAAUGGAACAUGUGUACCAAUAAAUUCCAUGUAUCAAUGUUUGUGUGUGGCUCCAUACACAGGGAUUAACUGCCUUUCAACAACAAAUCCAUGCUCCGUUAUUACCUGCUUAAAUGGUGGUACAUGUGGAGUAGUCGAUCUGAAUAGUACACGAUGUUUAUGUUUACCCAGUUAUUCUGGUACUUAUUGUCAACAACCGCUUAACAUUUGUUCAAGCUCACCUUGUAGAAAUAACGGACAAUGCUUAGUAAAUCCGUCAACAAAUACGUUUAUUUGCAAUUGUUCAACAUCUUAUUCAGGUUUAUACUGUGAAAUAUACAAUCCUUGUGCGACUGUUGUGUGUCUUAACGGUGGUUCGUGUUUCAUCACGAAUGCAGUUAGUAAUAUUGGCGGUCGCUUUUGUUUAUGUACAUCUUCUUACACUGGCGCAGUAUGUGAAGUGCCAAUCAGUCCGUGCGUAAGCCAACCGUGUCUGAACAAUGGUCUAUGUCUUUCUGUUGGUACAAGUUACACGUGCGCAUGCAUCCCAUCAUACACCGGACUUAUGUGCGAGAUUUAUAUUGAUCCAUGUUUAACGUAUCUAUGCUCAAACGGUGGCACAUGCUAUAAAACCAUGGAUUCAACGGCUCGCUGCAACUGUCCUCCAUCAUUUACCGGACCACAGUGUUUAAGUAGUAUUGAUCCUUGCAGUAGUCCCGUGUGUCUUAACAAUGGCAUAUGUUUGUCAAAUGGGGGAAAUUACUCAUGUACGUGUUUACAAUCGUAUACGGGUUUGCAUUGUGAAAGCUUUGUUGGACCGUGUAAUUCGACGAUUUGUCAAAAUGGCGGAACAUGUAUUUUUAAUACAUUGAACAGUAUUAGCUGUUUAUGUCCACCGCCCUGGACUGGCACACUUUGUAAUCAGUUGAUUAAUCCUUGUUUUAUUAACCCUUGUAUGAACGGCGGUUUGUGUCUUACAACUCCCGGAUCCUCUAACAUCAGCUGUCAAUGUUUAGCUAAUUAUACCGGUGUUUAUUGUCAAACAUAUAUAUCACCCUGUCUUAAUUUUCGUUGUUUAAACGGUCAAUGUUUACAACGAGCGGAUGGCGCACCCGUGUGUUUAUGUAAUGCGAAUUGGACUGGUGUCGCCUGUGACAUAAUGAUCAACCCUUGUUCCCCCACACCUUGUCUCAAUAAUGGCAUUUGUCUCUCAUUUGGCUUCACCUAUAAUUGUGUUUGUACUAACGGAUACUCGGGUAUGAGAUGUGAAGUGCCGCCACAAUUAUGUUCAUCGUUAUUAUGUCAAAAUAAUGGUACUUGUGCGCUGAGACAAGAUGGAACACAAGUGUGUUUAUGUUCGACAGGUUUUACUGGAGAUCAAUGUACAGUGGUUGCAAAUCCGUGUCAGCCAAGAAAUCCUUGUUUGAAUAAUGGAUUAUGUAUAUCAUCUAGUGGUACAGCAGGCUUUAUGUGCAUUUGUCCACAAACUUAUACAGGUUUAUUAUGCGAGACGCCUGUAGCACCAUGUGGUAAUUUUAGCUGUUUAAAUGGUGGUACCUGUUAUAUAACUGGUUUAACGUCUAUCUGUCGAUGUCCAUCGGCGUUUAAUGGUAACCGAUGCGAGUUUUUUACUGAUGUCUGUUACAGUCAACCGUGUAUCAACGGAGCUACAUGUGCUGUGCGACAAACAUUUAAUCGAAAAAAACGUCAAAUACCAACAGACAUAAGUUAUUAUUGUAUUUGUCCACAAUUGUAUACGGGCACUCGUUGUGAACAAACAUUAUCUGUCUGCUUACCAUCACCUUGCGCGAAUAACGGCACUUGUUAUUAUGAUGUAUUAAAUAAUGUUAAAUGUUUGUGCACAGCAAACUUUGGUGGACAAUAUUGUAAUAUCACUAAUACGACAAUAAAUCCGUGUGUAAGCACGGUUAAUGUCUGUUUUAAUGGUGGUACAUGCAGACCAAACAGUUCAUCUUUACGUGGUUUUUCAUGCGCAUGCAGUCCUACAACAACCGGUGAUUUUUGCGAGCAACCAUUAGAUCAGUGUCAAGUAACGAUUCAACCAUGUUUAAAUAAUGGCACAUGUAUACCGUCCCAAUCUCAAGGAUACAUGUGUUUAUGUGCAGCGGGAUACAGCGGUGCUAAUUGUAACACGAGCAUCAAUGCAUGUAGCUCUCAACCAUGUUUUCGAAAUGGCACAUGUAUACCAUCCACAAAUCAAACGUAUCGAUGCAUUUGUCCAACGAAUUAUUUUGGUGAUCGAUGUGAAAUAUGUAACUGUGCGUGUUCAGUAUAUCCAUGUGUCAACGGUGGAGUAUGUCGGUCAACGAUCAGUGGUGGCGUCGUUUGUGCAUGCCAACAGGGUUAUACUGGAGUUCGAUGUGAAAUAUCAUUGCUUCCAUGUGACUCAAAUCCGUGCUUGAAUGGUGGUGUAUGUUUAUAUGAUCGAUCAACGCUCACAAUGACAUGUCAAUGUUGUGGGCUGGCAACGGGAAAAUUUUGUGAAAGUCUAAUGAACCCAUGUAAUACAUCCACUCCAUAUUGUUUCAAUGGAGCAACAUGUGGACUCGAUAUGAAUAAUAAUCCAAUGUGUAUUUGUGCAAAAGGUUAUACAGGUCGGUAUUGUGAAACAUAUUAUAAUCCAUGUGCUGUUAUUAAUUGUAAUUCUGGCACAUGUCUAAUUCUGAGCGCAAAUAAUUUUACUUGUCAAUGUCCAUUGGGUAGAACUGGUCAAUCUUGUGAAAUCAUUAAUCCGUGUACAACUUUAACCUGUCGCAAUGGUGGGACAUGUUUGCGUAUAACGAGUCAAACAUUUAUAUGUGCAUGUUUACCUGGGUAUUCUGGUCUUCAAUGUGAAGUUAUCAAUCCUUGUUCUUCUAUGCCUUGUUCCUCGCUAUCAACAUGUGUAGUGUCGGCGAACAGCACCUAUUAUUGUGUGGCACCAUCAUUCUGUUCCUCAAAUCCCUGUCAAAAUAAUGGCACAUGCAUUACAAAUAGCUGUAAUUGUACAAAUCUUUAUGAAGGACAAACUUGCAAUAUCACCAAACCACGAUGUCCAACCAAUGCUCGUCCUACAUUAGUUUGUUCCAACGGUGGUUCAUGCGUUCAGGGUUUCGGAUGUGCUUGUCAAGCGGGUUUUGGUGGUGAUGGAUGUGAAACUCUCAUUUAUAAUUCAUGUACACCUACAAGUUGUUUGAAUGGUGGUAACUGUACAGAAACUGUUUAUGGUAAUCUAUCAUGUGUUUGUCCAAUGGGCUUAACGGGUGCUCAUUGUGAAACAAUUAAUUGGUGUUUACCAAAUCCGUGUCAGAAUAAUGGAACAUGUCUGAUGAGUACAAAUGGAUAUAUAUGUCAAUGUCUACCGAAUUUUACAGGAAAUAAUUGUGAAACGGCUAAUUUGUGUGCAAUUCAAAAUCCGUGUAAUAGCGGAACAUGUACUCUUAUCUCAUCAACAUCAAUAUUGUGUACAUGUCCAACAACAUUCUACGGAGAUCGAUGUCAAUAUUUAAAUCCGUGUCGAAAUCCCAUAUGUCAAAAUGGAAUUUGUCAGAUCGGUUAUUCGAAUCAAUCGGCGUCUUGUGCAUGUUACAGCGGAUGGACAGGUCAAUAUUGUGAUAUGCCGUUAGCUUGUAGCAGUAAUCCAUGUAUUCAGGGUAUAUGCGUCAUGUCGGGUACUAACGGAUAUACUUGUAAUUGUUUAUCCGGCUACUAUGGUUUACGAUGUGAACUCACAUUGGCGCCUACUCAAAAUCCUUGUAAUAGCAUACCAUGCCGCAAUAAUGGUUCUUGUCAACAAACGCCGACCGGCUCAGCAUAUCAAUGUACGUGUUUAUCAAAUUUCAUAGGUACAAACUGCGAAAAUUUGAACCCUUGUAGUAGUCUAUUACAGCCAAAUCAAUCGUGUCAACCAUACAUUACCAUGUCCGGUACUUACAGUUGCACCUGUCCCAAUAAUGCUUGUUUAAGUAGUCCUUGUUAUUACGGAACAUGUAUAUUAGUUUAUUCACAAACAACCGGUUUCUCUACGGGUUAUCGGUGUAUAUGUAAUCAAAAUUAUAUUGGUGACAGAUGUCAAUUUCCCGAUCCAUGCUCUUCUCAAAUGUGUUACAAUGGUGGCUCGUGUACAUCAAUGGUGGUAAAUAAUCAAGUGCAACAACAAUGUGUCUGUCCGGCAUCACAACAAUUUGUUGGCACACUUUGUGAGCACUAUAAUCCAUGCAUUUCAUCACCAUGUUUAAAUGGUGCAACCUGUACCUACUACAUUCAUGUCUUGUGCUACUACACUUGUGCAUGUCCUUCUGGUUACACCGGUCAGCGUUGUCAAUUUUCUCAAGCACAAAUACCUUGUUCAUCAGUAAAUAUCUUUAAUGUUUGUCGUAAUAAUGGCACAUGUAUAGUUGUCAACUCAGCAACACAAUGUUUUUGUACACAACAGUGGGCUGGUACUCUGUGUCAAAGUCCAAUUGAUUUAUGUUCACUGCAUGUUUGUCAGAAUAAUGGUACAUGCGUUUCGAAUGGGACAAAUGCCAUUUGUCAAUGUUCAUCAUUGUAUCAAGGAGUAUACUGUGAAUAUUCCAAUGAUCCAUGCUCUGCUCAAUCUUGUUACAACGGUGGGACAUGUAUACGUUCUGGCGUAGCGUUUUCAUGUAACUGUGGUUCGUUAUAUACGGGUGUUCGUUGUCAAACACUGAUUAAUUCAGCUUGUAAUAGUAAUCCAUGUUUAAAUUAUGGAACAUGUGUUAACGUAGGUGUAUCGUAUGUUUGUGCUUGUUUGAGUACCUAUAUCGGUCAACGAUGUGAACAACGAGUGGGAGCAUGUAAUAAUAUCGUAUGUUUAAAUGGUGGAAUAUGCCAAGAUUAUGGAACAUAUACGGUGUGUAAUUGUUUAACACAAUACAAUGGUGAUCGAUGUCAAUAUUUGAACAGAUGCUAUCAGCAAAAUCCAUGUCAAUUUGGAGGAACUUGUCUAUCAGUACAAAAUAUUUUAUCGUGUCAGUGUCCUCUCAAUAGAACAGGCAUAACAUGUUCAUCACAAGCUGAUAAUCCAUGUGCUGCAAAUCAAUGUUUAAAUGGAGGUAGUUGUAUGACAAUAUCAGGCACGGCACAAGCUGUUUGUACUUGUUUACCACAGUUUACGGGAACCAUAUGUGAAACGAACUUAUGUCCUGCACCAUGGAAUUAUGUGUCGGAUAUAUGCUAUUAUGCGGAGACCGCUACAUUCAAAACAUGGUUAGAAGUAAAACAAAUUUGCGCUAAUCUAGGUGGUCAAUUAAUGUAUUAUUUCACUGCUUUGGAACAUGCAACGGUGCAAAAUAUAGUAAAUUCUUUACAUAACAAUGGAAGUUCAUACUGGAUUGGUCUUACCAGUGUUAUUGAAGGACAAUUUAUUUGGGACAUCUUUCAAAUAUCUCCGAUUUAUACCGCAUGGAAACCAGAUUCUCCAAGUUCUGGCGGCUGUGUUCAGUUAAUUAGAACGACAAGUGAUAACUGGAUGUGGAAUGCUCGAUCAUGUAACGAUUUAUCUGGUGUAUUGUGUAGAAAAAAUAUGAAUUCAUCAAUGUUUAACAUGACGACAACAACUGCACUACAAUCGUCAACUCUGUUACCAUCCACUGCCACAAUCAAAAUUAAUCAAAAUACUACAUCAGCUCCAUAUUCAUGUAAUGAUAUUUCUAUUUCUUGUGCAGUAUGGAAUUAUGGUCCAUACUGUCAGAAACAAUAUGUAUUUGGAGAUACACCAGUGAGAGUACUAUGUCCAGCGACAUGCGGUAGUUGUUGUGAAAACUUUUAUACAGAUGGACAAUGUUCGCCAAGUAAUUGUACAGCUAAUCCGUCAUUGGUUAAAUAUUGUAGACGAUCGUGUAUUUGUUUCCUGUAA
This is a messenger RNA of Didymodactylos carnosus, 13095 nucleotides long. Lineage: Eukaryota; Metazoa; Rotifera; Eurotatoria; Philodinida; Philodinidae. The record is from the annotation of a GenBank genome assembly.